Homalodisca vitripennis (glassy-winged sharpshooter) is the source of this 633-nucleotide messenger RNA. Its product is annotated as probable NADH dehydrogenase [ubiquinone] 1 alpha subcomplex subunit 12. Lineage: Eukaryota; Metazoa; Arthropoda; Insecta; Hemiptera; Cicadellidae. Bases 125 to 562 code for a protein of 145 amino acids. The transcript has 4 exons. Gene Ontology annotation, cellular component: membrane. The record is from RefSeq and is a predicted model, not a curated record. Gene Ontology annotation, biological process: response to oxidative stress; mitochondrial respiratory chain complex I assembly.
CUCAAUCUAGUGAAUUAGGAGUCGUCUGUCUUGUUGUUUAAAGGGUAACCUCAAAGGUUAAAAAGUGUAUCACCCUUGAUUGGAAUAAAAUUAAGUUGUGAUAAAUUAUAUUAUAUUUGUAAAAAUGUCACUUAAGAAACUUUUAGCAUUAGAUAAAUUAGGUACCUUUUUUAGUAUCAUAAAACAAAAUGGUGGUGUAGUUGGAUCUGCUGUUAAACUCUUCAGGAUGGAGGAAUUGAAAACAGGGACUUUGGUUGGCGUGGACAAAUAUGGCAAUAAGUAUUUUGAAAACAACUACUACUUCUAUGGCCGCAAUCGCUGGGUUGAAUACGCGGACGAAGUGUGGCUAGACUACGACGGAAGUCAGGUCCCAGCUGAGUGGUUCGGCUGGCUGCAUUACAAAACCGACCUUCCACCUUUCAAGGACCCUCACAGACCCAAAUACUCCUGGAUGAUAGAUCAUGAAGAGAAUAAGUCUGGAACCCCUGAACAGUAUGUUCCAUACUCGACUACUCCGACCAAGAUAGAAGCCUGGGUUCCACCAAAGCCCAAAGCCAAGUGAACUAACAUCUCUAGCUAGUAGUACAUCUCUUUCUGUAUAUAACUUAAGGAAUAAAGUUGUUUCAGUAGUUU